Messenger RNA from Laccaria bicolor S238N-H82, 978 nucleotides. RefSeq lists its product as uncharacterized. The transcript has a single exon. NCBI's taxonomy places the organism in Eukaryota, Fungi, Basidiomycota, Agaricomycetes, Agaricales, Hydnangiaceae. The record is from RefSeq and is a predicted model, not a curated record. Bases 1 to 978 code for a protein of 325 amino acids.
AUGUUACCUGUUGGAUCGACAGUUGCAGCGCUCAUUAUAUCAACUGAUAAAAUGCACCUGACCAAUUUUCGAGGGGACAAGAAGGCAUGGCCGGUCUAUCUUAGCAUUGGGAAUAUUGAUAAGGAAAAGCGGCGCAAGCCUACUGCACAUGCGACUGUUCUGAUUGGGUACCUACCCAUCGCCAAAUUGGAUAAUUAUACAGAGGCCACCUGCACUCAGGAGGGUUAUCGGUUGUUUCAUUACUGCAUGAAGAAGAUUUUGGCACCGCUUAUUGAUGCUGGGAAUAAUGGAGUAUAUGUUACCUACGCGGAUGGUUUUGUCUGCCAUGUCUACCCACUUCUGGCUGUGUAUGUUGCCGAUUUCCCUGAACAGUGCCUGGUGGCAGCUUGUAAAGAGAGCUACUGCCCGAGAUGUCGGGUGUUACCUGGAGAAAGGGGGAUGUUUGUGGAAUCAUUGUUAUGCAAUGAAGAAAGGACAAAGGUCAGACUUUCUCACAAGAAGUCUGGUCGGCGGGUUCCUGAAUUUAAUGAUGAAGGGAUUCAUCCAGUCUGGGAACCAUUCUGGGCAGAUCUCCCUCAUACCAAUAUCUUCUCCUGCUUUAUGCCAGACCUACUCCAUCAGCUUCACAAAGGGAUGUUCCAUGACCACCUCGUGAAAUGGUGCACUGAGAUAGCAGGGGAAGCUGAACUGGAUGCACUAGUGCCUACCACUUUUAUGAUAAAACCUGGGCAUUUGCCUGCACAGUCUUUUCAAUCCCCCCAAGUGAAAUAUGAAAUGAAAUGCCUAGGCUAUUUCAUUCUUGCUUUGCAUCUAUUUCAUUCCUACCCACCACAUUUUUCAUUUCUCCUUGGCAAUGAAAUGCAUUUCAUUCUUUUGCCUGUGCUUUUUCAUAACUUUUUCAUUCUUUGCCAACUUUAUUUCUUUUCUUUUCAUUCUUUGCCAGUAUCAUUUCAUUCUUUUGCCUGUGCUUUUUCAUAA